CUCUGGGAGGCUGCAGGGGGCAGGGAGAGGAGCCUGUGUGCAGGAUGCUGGGGAGCCCAGAGUUCCCCCUGCUGACCAAGGAAGGAGACGUGACCAUCGGAGGAGCUUUCUCCAUCCACAGCAAGAUCACCGAGCCCCCCCUCUCCUUCACAGACACCCCCCAGCCAAUCACCUGCUCCGGUUUGAAUCUCAGGGAGUUCCGCUUCGCCCAGACCAUGAUGUUCGCUAUUGAGGAGAUCAACAACAGCAGCUUCCUGCUGCCAAACGUCUCCCUGGGUUACCGUAUCUAUGACAGCUGUGGCUCGACGCUGUCCUCGAUGCGAGCGGCCAUGGCUCUGAUGAACGGAGGGGAGAGGACCUCUGGACGGAACUGCUCCGGCCAAUCAGCUGUCCACGCCAUCAUCGGGGCAUCUGAGUCUUCCGCCACUAUUGUGAUGUCACAAACGACCGGAGCUUUUCAGAUUCCGGUGAUCAGCCACUUUGCCACCUGUGCGUGUCUGAGCAACAGGAAACUGUACCCCUCCUUCUUCAGGACCAUCCCCAGCGACUACUACCAGAGCAGAGCCCUGGCCCAGCUGGUGAAGCACUUCGGCUGGACCUGGGUGGGCGUCGUCAACAGCAACAACGACUACGGCAAAAACGGAGCGUCCGCCUUCGUCCAAGCGGCCAAGCUGGAGGGCGUGUGCAUCGAGUUCUCCAUGGCGAUCUCCAGGACCGACCCCCAGGAUAAGAUCUCCGCGGUGGUGAGGCAGAUCCGACGGGCCGGCUCCAGGGUUCUGGUGGGGUUCCUGGCCCAGGGGGAGAUGGAAGUCCUGCUGGAGGAGGCUGUGAUGCAGAACCUGACGGGGUUGCAGUGGGUGGGCAGCGAGUCCUGGAUCACGGCUGGCCACCUGACCACCGGGGGGCGCUCCACCGUGCUCAGUGGUGCUCUGGGCUUCACCAUCCAGCGCUCCCUGAUCCCCGGGCUGAAGGACUUCCUGUUCAGGGUGGGUCCGGGCCAGGACCCCCACAGCGCCCUCCUCAGGGAGUUCUGGGAGACGACGUUUGACUGCAGCUUGGAGGCCGGCGCUCAGGCCGGGCGCUGCUCGGGCUUGGAGAACCUGGAGAACGUGAGGAACUCCUUCACUGAUGUGUCGUCUCUUAGGAUCUCUGGUACCGUGUACAAGGCACUGUACGCCGUGGCCCACGCCCUGCACGAGCAGAUCAGGGACAGCGAGGGAGGCCAGGGAGGGAGACAGCCUUCCCCACAGAGACACAGCAUCCAGCCAGGACAGGUGCUGCUUCAGAUCAGCAGGGUGAACUUCACCAUGCCUUCAGGAGAGAGAGUGUUCUUCGACCAGAACGGAGACCCAACUGCCACUUACGAGCUGGUGAAUUGGCAGAGAGACAAGCACGGAGAGACCGUGUUUGUGACUGUUGGGAACUACGAUGCGUCUCUCCCUGAAGGACGCCAGUUCACCAUGAACGGACUGGACAUGACCUGGGCUGGGGACCAGGCGGAGCGUCCGCGGUCGGUGUGCAGCGAGAGCUGCCUCCCAGGGUUCCGCCAGGCGGUGAUACGAGGCAAGCCGGCCUGCUGCUUCUCCUGCAUCCCCUGUGGAGCCGGGGAGAUCAGCAACACCACUGAUUCUGCUGACUGCACAGUGUGUCCCCUGGAGUUUUGGUCGAACAAAGACAGGACCCACUGCGUUCCCAAGGCUGUGGAGUUCCUGUCUUUUGAGGACAACAUGGGAAUCCUCCUCACCGUGUUCUCAUUGGUCGGAGCGUGUUCCACCAUCGCCGUGUCGUUGGUCUUCUUCUGGUUCCGAAACACGCCCCUUGUCAAAGCCAGCAACUCAGAGCUCAGCUUCCUGCUUCUCUUCUCCCUGACUCUGUGUUUCCUGUGUUCUCUCACCUUCAUCGGCCGGCCCUCUGAGUGGUCCUGUAUGCUGCGCCACACGGCGUUUGGGAUCACCUUUGCCCUCUGCAUGUCCUGUGUCUUGGGGAAAACCAUAGCAGUGGUCAUAGCUUUCAAGGCUACAAUGCCAGGAAAUACAGUCCUGUGCUCCCUUCCUCUCCUGAGAACAAGUGUGUUUAGUGGGACCUUCCUACAGGUUAUAGUCUGUGUGUUGUGGUUGGCUCUUGCCCCUCCUUUCCCAUACAAGAACACGGCCCACGCCAUAGAGAAGAUCAUUCUAGAAUGUGCCUUAGGUUCUGCUGUGGGCUUCUGGGCUGUGCUGGGGUAUAUAGGACUCCUGGCUCUCUUGUGCUUUGUGCUGGCUUUCCUGGCCCGAAAGCUGCCUGAUAACUUCAAUGAAGCCAAGUUCAUCACCUUCAGCAUGUUGAUAUUCUGUGCUGUCUGGAUCACCUUUAUCCCAGCUUAUGUCAGCUCUCCUGGGAAGUUCACUGUAGCUGUGGAGAUCUUUGCCAUCCUGGCCUCCAGUUUUGGUUUACUGAUGUGCAUAUUUGCUCCAAAAUGUUUUAUAAUUUUGUUAAAACCAGAAAGAAACACAAAGAAACAUAUUAUGGGAAAAAGUCAUGGGAAAAGCCAAUAA
Osmerus eperlanus (European smelt) is the source of this 2534-nucleotide messenger RNA. RefSeq names its product extracellular calcium-sensing receptor. The transcript is spliced from 6 exons. Gene Ontology annotation, molecular function: G protein-coupled receptor activity. The record is from RefSeq and is a predicted model, not a curated record. The coding region runs from base 45 to 2534 and encodes 829 amino acids. Gene Ontology annotation, biological process: G protein-coupled receptor signaling pathway. Gene Ontology annotation, cellular component: plasma membrane. NCBI's taxonomy places the organism in Eukaryota, Metazoa, Chordata, Actinopteri, Osmeriformes, Osmeridae.